Molecule: messenger RNA, 1885 nt
Organism: Ceratina calcarata
Lineage: Eukaryota; Metazoa; Arthropoda; Insecta; Hymenoptera; Apidae
Product: venom carboxylesterase-6-like
Exons: 8
Coding region: 118-1818 (566 amino acids)
Source: RefSeq, a predicted model, not a curated record
AUAAACGUUUCACUGUUUUAUUCGGUGCGACGUGUAUCGUACGCACACUAGCGAAGUUCAAAAAGAGCGUAAUAAAUAAACGAGCGCAGGUCGUCGCCGGCUUCAAUCCCGUUGAAGAUGACGAGACUGCAACUUCUCUUAGUUCUCUCUGGCCUUGCGACUCUCGCAUGGUCCGCCGAGGAUGUGCCCAGGGUCAAGACGCCACUAGGAGCGGUCAAGGGAUACUACAAAGUGUCCGCGAAUGGAAGACAGUAUGAAGCUUACGAAGGAAUCCCUUACGCGUUGCCUCCGGUCGGGAAACUUCGAUUCAAGUCGCCUCAGAGAUUACCAGCAUGGGUAGGCGAGCUUUCUGCUACCAAGUUUGGAAGUCCAUGUCUGCAAUAUAGCCAACUACCCAAGGAGUCGAAUGAAAAAGUCGAGGGUGCCGAGGAUUGUUUGUAUCUGAACAUUUACGUGCCAGCGGAGAGGAGAACGAGUCCUCAAUUGCUGCCGGUUAUUUUUUGGAUCCAUGGAGGAGCUUUCCAAUACGGCAGCGGGAUGGACAUGGGUGGGAAAUACCUCAUGGACCGCGACAUCGUAUUCGUUACAAUCAACUACCGUUUAGGGCCGUUAGGCUUCCUCAGUACAGAGGAUGAAGUUGUGCCCGGUAAUAUGGGACUAAAGGAUCAAAGUUUAGCGUUACGAUGGGUUUCGGAGAACGUCGAAUGGUUCGGUGGAGAUCCAAAAAAGAUUACUUUGGUGGGUCUAAGCGCCGGUGGUGCCAGCGUUCACUACCAAUAUCUAUCUCCCAUGAGCGCCGGGCUUUUCCAAGGUGGUAUCUCAAUCAGUGGCACCGCACUGAAUUGCUGGACGCAAACAGAAAAUUCAUUGGAGAAGGCAAAACAAUUGGGUGCUUUCAUGGGCUGUCCCACAGGAAGUAUCAGAGACAUGGUUCGCUGCCUGAGAUAUCGACCUGGCAAAGCUCUAGUGGAAGCCGUUGGCAAAUUCAUGCCCUUCUACUUCAAUCCAUUCACGCCAUUCGGGCCGGUUCCGGAGAAAGCUAGCGACGAACCGUUCAUAGAUCGCACACCCGCGGAGAUCAUAAGCAGCGGCGAUGUUCAUGAUAUACCAUGGGUGACCGGAGUUACCAGCGAGGAAGGACUGUAUCCAGUGGCUGAAUUCAUUGCUAUACCGGAAGCAUUGAGAACACUGGAAGAUAAUUGGGAACUUCUUGCUCCACACUUCCUUGAUUACAAUUACACUAUUCCUAAAGAGAAGCACGUCGAAGUUGCGAGACUCGUUAAGAAUCAUUAUUUUGGAUCGAAGAAAAUUGACGAGAAUACGAUAAAGCCCUUGAUUGACAUAGCGAGCGAUCGAUUCUUCGUUGUCGGUGGUGAACAGGCUGCCAGGAUGCAAGCAAAAGUAAAUCAUCAACCUGUCUGGUUUUAUUAUUACUCUUACAGAGGUGCUCACAGUCUUAGCGAAGCUAUGAGUGGUACAAGCACUAACUAUGGUGUGAGCCAUGCGGAUGAUGCGUACGCAGUAGUGGAUACUGCUUAUUUAGAUCCAACGACAACGACAGAAGAUAUUAAAAUGCAAAGGGUUUUAAUAGAUCUCUGGGUAUCGUUCACAACUAACGGAGUUCCAAAUGUCGGUGGUGCUAAAUGGCCAAGACUGAAUCCAGACGAAAAGAUAUUACGCUAUUUACACAUUGCUGGACCAGACAAAAUUACUAUGGAUAGCAAUCCGAACUUAGGAAACAAAGAUUUCUGGAAUUCUAUUAACUUUAAUGAAAACAAAUUAAGCACCAAAUCCAGUACACCAAAAGAAGAAUUAUAGAAACCCUUUCUCUCAAUGUUUAUUGUACAACUUAUAUAAUUUCUUUUAUAAAACGUUUUACUAUGAA